AUGAGCUCAAUAGACCUCUUGUACUGCUCAGAGAGUGAAAAUGUUUAUCAAGUUGUCGCUGAGCCUUCCCAGGACACAGAAAAUAAACUGGAGCUCCUAACCCAAAACUGGGAGAGAUUUGUGGCUAAGGACAAUUUACCCAGGGAGGAGGGAGAGGCAUUACAUGAAUAUCUGAACAGGCUGAAUACAAACUUGAGUGGAAAGGACCCAGAGACACUCAAAGAAGACCAGCUGGACAGAAGGAAGGUUUUGGAGGAGAAAGAAGUGGAGGCAUUAUGUGAAUUUCUGAAUGAAUUGAAGACAGACUUGGCUAUGGAAGACCAAGAGAGAUUCCAACGGGACCUGCUAGACAGGGAGAGGUUUAUAAAGGAGUUUCCUCAAAUUAAACGGAAGCUGGAGAAGAGCAUAAAAAAGUUGCGUGAAUGCGCAGACAAUGUUGACAAGGUGCACAGGGACUGUACCAUCUCCAAUGUGGUAGCCAGUUCCACCAACAUUGCAUCUGGCAUCCUGACCAUCCUUGGCCUGGCUCUGGAACCCUUUACAGCGGGCAUCAGUCUGGGACUCUCAGCCACUGGAUUAGGGCUGGGAGCAGCAGCUGCUGUGACAGGUGUGUCCACCAGCAUCGUGGAACUCGUAAACACGUCAUCAGUAGAAGCCCAACUUGAUUUCCACAGCAUAGCCCAGAAGAUUUCCAGUGGGAAAAGCCUCUAUGAAGCAAAAGAUUUUAGGAAGCAUAUCCGUGCCAUCAGGAUGGCCAAAAGCAACCCUCAGUUAGUAGCUGGGCAAGUCUGUGGCCGAAGCACCCAGCCAGUGAGAGCAGCUUUUGGAGGCAUGGCUCUUGCAAUGACCAGAAGAGCCCGCAUUUGUGGUGGAGUCUCUGCAGGUUUGUUCCUCCCAUUCAACAUAUGGUCCCUGGUGAAAGAUUCACAGGACUUGCAGGGUAGGGCAAAGACAGAAUCUGCUGAGAGACUGAGGGAACAAGCCCAGAAGCUGGAGAUGAAUUUGGAGGUGCUCACCCAGAUCUAUGAGCGUCUGAAGUAG
This is a messenger RNA of Rangifer tarandus platyrhynchus (Svalbard reindeer), 1041 nucleotides long. Lineage: Eukaryota; Metazoa; Chordata; Mammalia; Artiodactyla; Cervidae. The record is from the annotation of a GenBank genome assembly.